This is a messenger RNA of Staurois parvus, 321 nucleotides long. Lineage: Eukaryota; Metazoa; Chordata; Amphibia; Anura; Ranidae. The record is from the annotation of a GenBank genome assembly.
AUGUAUGUGAAAUGGGUUUGAUACAGUAAUGUUAUACUAUGUGAUUUUAGUGAUUUUAGUGAAUGUCACUUUUUGUCAUUUUCAAAUUUCCCGCCGUUCCGUCUCCAUACAUCCCGACGCUCGCAGGGGACAGAACCCAGAAGAUAGAUGCUGGCAUUGGCUGGAGGACAUUGUCGGGGACACUGCAGGGGAGACAUCGCGGGCGCGCAGGACAAGGUAAGUGAAGAAGAGAUCCCGGAGCAUCACCGCAUGGUAAGCCCGAGUGCAGCUCAGGGUUACCCCUUGUGCUACACUUGGGAAUACCGCCAGGGAGGUUACGUU